Mobula hypostoma (lesser devil ray) is the source of this 868-nucleotide messenger RNA. Its product is annotated as histone H3. Gene Ontology annotation, cellular component: nucleosome. The record is from RefSeq and is a predicted model, not a curated record. The coding region runs from base 122 to 532 and encodes 136 amino acids. Gene Ontology annotation, molecular function: protein heterodimerization activity; structural constituent of chromatin; DNA binding. The transcript has a single exon. Lineage: Eukaryota; Metazoa; Chordata; Chondrichthyes; Myliobatiformes; Myliobatidae.
CAUUCCAACCAAUCAGAGGGAGCUGGGCGGCCCUUCAUCAACUCUUUAAAAGCCAGACCCAGCGUCUGCUCUGACACUUCAAUCCUGAUAUUUCAGGCUGUAAUCGCACUGCUGAAGGAGAAUGGCUCGGACCAAGCAAACAGCGCGUAAAUCGACCGGUGGCAAAGCUCCCCGCAAACAACUGGCGACCAAAGCGGCGCGCAAGAGUGCUCCGGCAACAGGCGGAGUGAAGAAGCCCCAUCGCUACCGGCCCGGCACCGUGGCUCUGAGGGAGAUCCGGCGCUACCAGAAAUCCACCGAGUUGCUCAUCCGCAAACUGCCCUUCCAGCGCCUGGUGCGCGAAAUCGCUCAGGACUUCAAAACCGAUCUGCGCUUCCAGAGCUCGGCCGUCAUGGCCCUGCAGGAGGCCAGCGAAGCUUACCUGGUGGGGCUCUUUGAGGACACCAACCUGUGCGCCAUCCACGCCAAGCGAGUCACCAUCAUGCCCAAAGACAUCCAGCUGGCCCGGCGUAUCCGCGGCGAGCGCGCCUAAACCCGACCUCGGCACCAAGCACAACAAAAGGCUCUUUUCAGAGCCACUAAUCCGGCAGAGAAAAGGGCUCUGAGUUCCAGUUUGUUAUCCUUUUGUGUUGAGGACGCACCAUUCCCCUCUGACCUUUCCUUGUGGGUGUUUUGUUCAAAUGUCCCUUUUGGUCUCGAACUCCAACACGGAAAAAUUGCAGUUUUGUGCCUUUGGGUCAUCGGCAGCAAACGCCAGAUGCAACCUCUUACCCCACAAUCCAAGUGUCGUUGUCCCACACCACUGCCGUGUACAGGUGGUUAUUGUGGGCAUGGUUUCCAGUUUUCGGUUGUUACUGUUUUGGAGAUU